UAUGUAUCUCUCACACUGUGAGCUGCAGCCCUGAUCCUCCCCAGUGCUCUCUGCCUAGCACUGUAGAACCUGCCCACUCCUUGACUGUUUGUGGCUGUGUUGCUUAGUAGAAGGAAGACUGGGGGCGGCGCAUGAGAGCCUUGCAAUCUAUGUAUAUUCUCCUGAUCCACAUUAUUCCACUCUCCCUACAGCAGAGCUGGGAGCAACUGGCAUCCACAAGGAGUUUAUUCUCACCGAGCCCAGGGAUUUAAAAGCCUUCUCCAUCCAAGUGGAACUGCAUAAAGCCUGCUUCCUCUGUUUCCUCUGUGCCAGGAAGAUCUGUAAAACAUUGUAGCAUUUGGCAAAGUUCUAUUCAUUCUCUCCCCUAUCACAGACCUGCUGGGCUGCCUUUGUGCAUGUCUACAUAUAUAUAUAUAUGUAUUUUUUUUUCUUUUGGUGUGUAAAUGUUGCAUGCUUGGGAGGGGUGGGGGGUGCAGUGGAGAUCUUGCAGGCAGGUGACUGGCGUUUGAGAGAAGAUCAUAGAGCUGCCUCAGUGGGCUUUUUUGCUGUUUAUCUGACCUAAGAGCCACCUACCUACCGACACCAGAACCACCAUGCACAGUCUGAGCCUUGUCUCCUGCUAGAGAUCCAGGAUAAGCCAGGAAGAAGAAAAAAAAAAAAAGAGGAAGGGGACCUUCUGUAAACUGGCAGCAGAUCCACCAAUUCUGUGGGGUGUUGUUUCUCCCCUAAGGGAUGUUACUGAUUCCCCCAAAUACAGGAGCGUUUUUGCAGCUCCUACACCAAGACAUUGCAUUGUCAUUGAGUAUUAAGUGCUGCAGAACGCAAUGAGGUGCUGGGGUUGGAUUCUGCUGCUAAGCCUUUGCUACCUGUCACCUUCAUCCUGCGAGGUAGGUCUGUGGUCCUACAUUGCUGUGUACGUUUAGCUACAUAUAUUUACUAUGUGCAUUUAAAUAUAUAUUUUUAAUUAAAGGUUACACGUAAUUUGAUUAAUAAUGUUAUUUUGCAGCCAUAAGGUGGAGAUAUUUGUUUUAUUGCCCUUGUAUUAAGCCAUGAAUAGCACUGAAUCUAUGUGCCAAUUGCAUGUCAUAGAAACACACCUUUAGCCAAGAGGGUAGAUUUUCAAUGUUAAAGAAAAUGAUUUAGAACAUUUUGGGGAGCUUGAUCACUCUGUCUGCAGGAGAGGUUCAUCACAGCAGCUACAUAGUAAUUCUCUCCUCUCUGAAGGUUCCAUGACUUGGCAGAACUGCACAAUGAUUGACUCUAGUGCAUCUCAAGAGGUUUUACUGCACCAGACAAGGUGGAUGGACCUUCUAGCUUGAUUUCCACUGACAGCAGACCAUAGCAGUUAACCUGAUCUAAGCACUACAUUCCCCCCCAGACCAUGCCUAAACAAGAUCAGAACAUUUCCUGCACAUUUCAAGGCUACCUGAUAUACACAAACACACACACACACACACACACACACACACAUUUUUUGCCAUGUCAAGCUGACCCACACAAGUGCUAAAUGUGAUCCCCUCCCCCCCCCCCACCAUUUCUUGCCAAGCACAUCUGUCUUCUUAGCAAAGUUGUAAGCUAUAAUUAAUCUGGAAUUGUUUGUUUUGAUAUUUUAGACCUGCUAGAAUAUGCCAUAUGAAAAUCGCACUGCAGUUUUGAGGUUUAAAAAAAAAAAUCAUUGAUAAUCAAUUUAGGGAGUGUUGAAGCAGUAUGUGUGUAACAAGAUUUCUUACAAGGGUGCUAAAGAAAGCAGGCUUAUCCAAGCAGAUUGGAAGGGGGAACAAAUCUAAGAUCACACAGGUCAAGUGAAUGCUUUUUAAAGAAAUAUAUUCACCCACCCCACAGGUCUCCUGUUGAACCAGAAAUUAAUUAAGGGUUAGGGAAAUCUACCAAUCCCCUAUAGACACUGCUAUUUAAAGAAACAGAGUUUUUAAGAACAAAUUGUCUAGGGCUGGGAUAUAAUCUAGCAAUCUAAUGAGUCACGUUGGCAUUAGCAUGGCAGACAAAAUAUUUAGGAAUGUGGAAUGUAUAGGGUUUUUUUGUUGUUUGUUUUUUAAUCCCACGAUAUAUAACAAAACUAUUAAAGAAAAAUAUGUCACAAGACGAGACUUGUUCCUAAGAAAUAAUUGCGGAUAUUAGCAACGUCCAAAAAGGUGUAUUUAUUUAUUUCGUAUGUAUAGAUUUUUGUAGUUUACAAUAAAGAUGGUAAAAGGCUUUAAUAUUGUUUUAAGAGUGCAAUUAAUAUAUAAAUAUUUGCCUCUGCCGUGCUGAUAGGGUUAAAAGUGGAUUGUAUUAAUGGGUGCUUUAGAGUAAGUCUUGCCCAUUGCAUGUGUGAAAACCACCAGGGCUGACAAACUUUAAUUGCUGUAUUGUAGCUGAUAUAUUCUAUAAUACAGAGUUGAAAGACAAAUUGUGAUGCCUUUAGUGAUUAUUUUAUUUUCAAAGCCUUUAAGAGCAUAAUUCUCUGCCUUAGCUUGUCUGCAGAAUUUUUUAAGUGACUAUCUCAAAACCCAGGGGGAGCCCCCACCCCAGAUCAGGGUACAGACUGGCGUAAAACAUAACUCAGGGCGUGCUUAUUUGCCUGUAAUGCUUUUUAGAGAUUGAAGCCUUUUCCUUGAUGUUGACUUCAUGGCUAAAUUAAAGCAGUUACCUGUCUGUUUUUUUCAAAGGGUUUUGAUUUACACAGGGCUAAAUGUGGUGUUCUUCAAAGCAAGUGCUCAUUCUUUUUUCAAUAAUAGGUUUGAGAAGGGCAUGUCAGUUUGACACGGGCUUUUAACCAGCUCAGAUUAGCUAUAGAUAGAUAUAUAGCUAUAUAUUUACACCUUCACGCCGCAGGUAAUUGAAAAUAAAACACAGCGGUUUACCUUUUAAAUUGUACCUGGCUGUAAACAAUUCAUCCCCCCCCCCCCAAAGAACUUAGCCUUUCUGUGUUAGCUGAGCUCACCUGUAUGGUGUACCUUUAAACCGCCUUUAAAGCACAUGUGCUUUAUACACCUUUUUACCCAGAGUUGCAUUUGCCCCCCUAGGGCAGUCUUAUUAAAGCAUUUUCUCGUAAUUAUUACAUACUUGUGGUAAGAACAUAGAUAUGUCCUGUUGUGUAAUACUUCCGCUUGAACAGCUACAUAGGGAUCUAAAAUACGUGUUUAUUUUUUUUCUUUCCCCCACCUUAAGUCAAUUCAUUUGCAGAGAGUCGACCUGUUUUUCUUUUUCUGUAGAGACACUUUCUAAGUCCGGUUACUUUGGAUUGUCUGCCUUUGUUAUCCGACUGGCUGAUUUAGAUGAGAAUUGUGAAUGGCUAGUUAGAUCUAAAAGCAGUCAAAUUAAAAAAAAUUUCAGGGGGUGGGAGAAAAAAAUCAGAUUCUUGGGACUAAGGUAAACUAAAGAAACAAAGAUAAUGAACUUAUAAGAGGCAUGAGACAUUAUUUUUUGAUAUCACUUUUGCAAUUUUGUAUGUUUUACAAUAUUCUUACCGAAAAAAAAAAAAACCCCCCCCCCCCCUGGAAAUUCUGGAAUGUUAGUUAACAUGUUAAAUUCCCCCCAAAAAUAAAUUAUGUGCCAUUAUGGCUCUUAAAGGGUUAGUUUUAUUCCCUAAAUCUUUGUAAUGGCACAAAACAAACAUUAUUAUGCAAAUGCCAAAUAUUGAGGUUAUUUUGGCUCAAUUGCUAAUUUCCAUGUAAUUCAGACAAACUGUGGUUGUGUAUACCUAUAUAUGUUGUAUUUUUUUUUUGUCUUAGAAAUGUUUGGUCAUGCAAUCUGUUUGAUGUUGGAGAAUGCUUUAAUAUCACUAAAGAGAGGGAGGAUCCGGUAUCUAAAAGUUAAAAUAUGUAGGGUGUGAUAAGGAAGUGUGUUUUGUGGAUUUUGCUUUUUUUUCCUCCUAAAUAUCUUUAUUCCCUGGCGGCGUUAAGGAAACAGAGAUCCCCCAGGAGCUGAUCGAAAAACUGUCGCACAGCGAAAUCCACAGCAUCAGCGACUUACAGCGGCUUCUGGAGAUUGAUUCCGUAGGUAAAUUCAAUUUCUUUUUUACCUUCUCCAAAGCUCCAGGUAGAUGGGUGGCUCCCUGGUCACGUAUUAUAAUGCUCUAUCUCUUAGAAUUGGUUUGGAUUCUGCACGGUGGUGGGGUGGGGUGUAGGGAGGGCGGGGAUUGAGGGAUGAUAGUUCAGAUGAAUGAGUAAGGAGGCCAGAUUUCAAAGCCAUAAACAGCAGCUGAGCUGAGUCAAGCAUUGAUAAACCAACUAGGCUUAUAAUGAGUAGGUGUGGUGUUAUUCUCAAGGGAGGGAAGCCCAAACACAUUGCAAGCUUGCAUAGAAGGCCAGCUCUCUUCAUGUUCAUUGCCUGCUAUGUGAAACAAAGUAACACGCUACCAGAAGAGGAAGCUAUAAAUCCCGUAAGGCAACAUGGAUGAGAUAUUUAUUAUUUUUUCUAUUUAUUUUCUUUGCUUUUAUUUGGCUGUAGGUUUCAUGAGAUAUAUCUUCUUCUUCCUUUCAUUUUAUUUUAUUUUGCUUUUAUCUGGCUGUGGUGUUCAGUCGACCUGUUGAUCAAAGACUCAAAGUAUGAAAAUAGAAAUUUAAGGAUACCUAUGGAGAUAUCAAUGUUUGACUUUGAACUGUUUGAUAGCAAUAUUCUGGGAACAAAAAUGGUUUGAUGGUUGACAAUCAAUUGUAAUCAAUUUGCUCUGCUUGUACUGAACAUACCUUCACCCCAAACUGCAUAUAAAUUACUUUUCGUCUCGAUUGUCAAGUAUUCAGUAGUUGUAAACAUAAUGUUAUUUAUUUAAAUGCCACAUGGGUGUAACUGCAUUUCAGUUUAUUUUUAACUUCAUAUUGUCCCUUUAAGACCUGUACCAUUUUAUGUGUAUGUAUGUGUGUGUGUGUGUAUAUAUAUAUAUAUAUAUAUCUAUAUAUAUAUAUAUAUAUCUCGAAUCAAGCAUACCUAGUUUGUGCACCAAAGAUAGUGUUUAUGUCUUUGGCCUCGUUGUGUCUCUCCUGUCCUGAUUUUGAAACCAAAACCUUCAUCCAGUAGCAUCGAUAGAACCAUUAGCCAAUCAUCCUAACGUUUCUCAAAUUAAAGAAUGGGACAAGUGGAUCGCAGUUUGAAAAGGAAGGUAUAUUGAGUACUAGCUGCUUAGGAGACGAUGUGAAGCCUAGAACAUUACUAUCAUUGACCUAUUCAGAUUGCGCUAAAUGGAUGAUCUAUAAAUCGUCUUGAAGGGAUUAAUUUUAAGAGUAUCUGAAAAAUGGCACAGAAGAGAUGGAGGUGCCAAGUUCAAGACUUAUGGAAAAAGUAUUUAAAGUCAGGAGUGGCAUAUUUUAGAACUAGAACUGUUCAAGUCACAUUAUUUUGACCAAAUUAGUGAAAUCUUGCUUUUCGGGGGAUAAUUUUCUAGCCAUUAAAAACACAUAAAAAUCUUAAAUAUAUUGUUGUCAAGCAGUUUGUAGAACAGUGUAACUGUCUUUCAGGAAGAUAUUUUUUUUUAAACGUACACACCCGCCAAUGCGAAAGGGGUUGUUAAUAUUGGUGUAAAUAAUGUAGAAUUUUUUUUUUUUAUAAACAUGCAUAUUUAUUAUAUAGUUUAACCGCAGCCGUGUACUCUCAAGAAAAUGUUUUUGAAAUAAUGUGUUAUCGUGUUUAAAAAACAAAACAAAAAAACACCACGCUGUUUUUGUAAUACAAUUUCAACAUAUCCCUCUUAAAACCCUUUCAAAACUGAAAUAAUUAUUCCAAUUAUCUGGGAUUACGCGGCACUAAGCAUUUUAUAGUUUUCUACCUGUUGACAAGGAUAAUUUUUGUGAGCUGUAAACAAGAGGAGAUUAGACUUGGUGAUGAAGAGAGUUGAGAAUGGAAGCAGUAUUAAGAUCUUGUCUAUAAUGAAGUUUCUUUGGGUGGCACCUUCCCUUGAAUACAUGCCUUCAGCAAUUUUCUUUCUUUUGAAGUCAUGCUGGGAUCUCCUUAAUUCGGCCAUAGGCAUAAAUAAUAAAGAGUAAUUAUUUUUAGUUGUAGGGUAUUAAGACUAAUCAAUUGUGCAGGAUCAGCAAGCUUGCUGCAACAAGACUGCAAGGCUAAUUUCCUCUACUUCCAUACAAUUGUUAAGCAGAGUUGUACAACACAGAAAUCCACUUGUCUCGUUCACGUUUGCUUGCGUAUAAUUGGGAGGAUAUUUGUAUAGGGUGCCUUUUUCUGCUUCACAACCUCCCUCAUGCUGGCUGGUUUUGAGUAGGCAAUGAAGCAGGACAGUUACAGACGAAGCUGAUUGUGCAGAUUGAAGAUUAAAGACGCUUUUUAUCUCUUUGAAAAGAACAAAAACACCCCCAAAACUCCAAGCUUUCUUCAAUAAAGUCUAAGCGUGACUUUCAAUGCAUCGUGGUAAAACGGUUCCAUGUUAGUAUAUGUAAACAGAGCAUUGCGUGCAAAAGUGUAUGAAUGUGUACACAGCCAUAAGAUUCUCACAUUUUUAUUUUCAGUGAGAAACUUUUUUUUUUAAUUUUAUUUGAAUAAUUGUUGCGAUAAUAGACAAUAAACAAGGUUGACCAGCAAUGUAUAAAAUGAAUAUGUUGCACUUUUGGGAUUAAGUAUUCUAGUGGUCUCCUUUAUCAGAGAAGAACACAUGCGUUGCCUCCUAUAAGGUCUGUUGUAUUUAGGAGGUGUAUGUAGUAGGUGAUGGUAUUUGGUACUGAUGAUCACCAAACAGAACAGGAUGGUCUAAUUCAGUGAUGGCUAACCUUGACACCAUAAAUUGUUUCUGGACUACACUUCCCAUGAUGCACAGCUAGCUUUUAGAGUGUAAAAGCAAGCUGAGCAUCAUGGGAAAUGUAGUCCAGAAAUAAUUUAUGGUGUCAAGGUUAAACAUCACUGAACUAGUUUGAUGUUUUAUUGAAUUUCUUUUCUGGUUGUGGGUGAGCACCACCAGAAAAAAAAAGACGUUGGCCACGAUUGUCCAGUUUGAUGUUUCAUUGAGUUGGUUUGUUCUUACUUUUUGUGAUGACCACCAGAAACACUCCAGUAAGCAUUGUCUAGCCUGGUCCGAUAUUAUCUAACUGGUUGCAUUGUAAAAUACUCUAGUUAGGGUAUCCUUGUUUAAAUUUCAGUUUGUUUAUUUUGCUUAGCUGGUAGUCUGGCAGAUGAGCACACAUUCGCCUACUAUUGUCAUGAUCCAUAGUCAGCUGGCACUCUGAUCCCCUGAUAGAGGAAGCAAAUUUUAUCAUUCUCAAUCUUGUGGACUAAAAAUAGAACGUUUGACAUGUGAGACAACAUGAAUUUCCCAUUAACCACCCAUCCCCCCCACACACAUGUAACAGUCUUACAGCUUGUUCCAAAAUUUGCAUAUGCAAAUCUAAAUAUUGUAAUGCAAAUGAAAUUAAAACCUGUUACAUUUGGAUCUAUUUAUAUUCCAAAAAAUGGCAAGUGAACUUGAUGAUGACCAUCUAAUGACAUCGAUGCAAUGUAUUUAUUAAAAAGAUUGGUGAAAUAGAUCUCACUGGAAAAAUAUGCAUAAUUCUCGUCAUAUUGUGCUGUGGUUACAUAUUCAUUCGAGUUUUCUCGUUGAGGCAGAAGGAGCAUUGAUGAAAGUAAACUGAUUCUAUUUUAUCAGUGCAGAUUAUUGCUUGCCAGCAGACCCUGGUGGCCAACAACAACCGAAGAUUAAUAGAUAUCUCUGCUUAAUCAAGGUUAAAACAGAUUACACAAAGGAAGGUGUCACCACAAGAGGGGUCAUGUUGAUAAUGUAUCCAUUCUUCAUGGAGUUGUACUACUGAAACAUUAAGUGGUGCAUGCAUGCUGACAUGCACACGCUCAACCUGACACCGGUGUGUGAAGUGUGGAUUGAUGCAUGGUGCAUGCAUGCUUCAUAAUGCACUUGUGGUACAGUUUUGGCAGAUAUUCUGUUGGCAUUGCAGUUAACAAGUUUCAGAAGGCUACUAUCCUGGUAGAUCUGACAUUAAGACAUAUUGGAAUUCACCCAAGACAACCUUGAAGUAUGGAUAAUUUAUAAAAAUUCAUAGUCAAAGAAUAAUUUGCAAAGUCUAAAAAAUGUUCUGCCUUCCCAAGAAGCAAAUAAAUCUUAAAAUAAAUUAUUGCUUCAACCCCCUUUAAACAUAUCCCACAGAUAUUUACUAUUUAAAGUAACUCUAUAGCGUUAAGAAUACAAACGUAUUCCUAACAUAAUAUCGUUUCCCUUCUUAUGCUCUGCCUUCCUGGCUGAGAUUAUUAGUCUCGAUGAUCUCAGCUAAUACAAUGCUUUCACACAGAAAAGCAUUGGGACGGUCGUGCGCAUGCACAGCAAAAUGACCCACUGCAAUAAUCAAAUACUCUAAAUGAGUAAUUUGAACUGAAACUGAGUUAAGCUUGGUUAUAGCUGCACAAGUGCCUCAAUUGGCUAUCUUCCUACAAAACACCAAUGUUUAACAUUGUAGGGUUAAACAACAGGGACUGGGCACCAAGACCAAUUCAUUGAAUUGAAGUGGUCUGGGUGGCUAUAGUGUCCCUUUUAAAACUCCUUGGUUUUAUUGAUGUCUUCACUCUGGAAUGUUCCCGAGAGCAAUGAAAGGGUUAUACACAUUAUACACAUUGUUUUAUUAAAAUCCAUUAUGAAUCCAAAUAAAUCUUUUUUUUGGUUUGUCAGAAUAUUCCAUAAACCAGUUCUCAUGGUUGUAAGUUCUCGAGAGAGAAGGGGAGGGAUGAUAAGGAGGAUAUAGUGUGUGUAGAUGAGGGGAACAUUUAGUAGUAAGAGGAGAGAUGUAUCAGGGAGCAGACAGACAGGUGGGAAGCGUAAGGAGGGAAGACGAUCAAUUCAGUUUUAGGGGACUGCAUUUCAGUUAGUGGUGGGACAUACAUGGAAGACAACAGAGGGAUAGUUACUAAUGUAAGAUACAAAAGAUCAGGAGAAGUGAGGUUAAUCCUCUUUAUAUCAGCACAAGUGAUACUGGAACCAAGGUUGCGAGGAGAAGAGGUCCAGAAGGGAAAGAAUGGGAAAGGAAGAACUGUUUAUGGAAGCACACAAAUAGAAUGUGGAUGAUGUUACCAAGUAAGAAAUGACUGGAUAGAUAUGACACGAGCCAGACAAGAGACAUUCCAUGAACAGACCAAGGAAAUCAGGGCAAGAAGCAUCUGUCAACAGUAAAAGGCAGUAGAUAGUUUCCAGAGUGUUAGUAGGGAAAAUUACCCUUCUUAGUACAUGGAGAUCAUUUUGUUGGAGGACUUCGUUAAGGCUCUCUGAAUUGUGUGAAGUGGUUGAAGACUAGACUAAGAUAGCCAGAAAGGUUAUUUGAGUAGAACAAGUUAAUUAAGCACUUAAUUAAGACACAAACCACUCAAGUGCUUUCAAGACAGAAGGGAGGAUUACUGUUGGUAUAAUCGAAAUAUUGCAUGUAUUAUAGGAACAUGUUCUGAGUAGGAUUUGUCAGUUCCGGUAGGUAGAAAGGUUAAUGAGGUGUGUAAAUAACAAGCCUAGUGUAGAGAAGUGGGAAUCAAUGGGGUGGGUAAGGGUCAAAGGAGAAACUUGUAGGAAAUGAAAAGGAAAGAAAAUAAGAACUCUUCCACACUCAAAAACCUUUAUCAACGAAGUCUGGGACAUUUGGAGAAAGAAAUUAUAACAUAAUAAACAAUGAUAUAUAUAUAUAUAUAUAUAUAUAUAUAUAUAUAUAUAUAUAUAUAUAUAUAUAUAUAUAUAUAUAUAUAUAUAUAUAUAUAUUGUAUGUAAAGUACACAAAAAAAAACCCUUUAUCAACUCAGUAGAAGACUAUUUGUGCUGCUUCUUGUAUACCAUAAAAGUUCAAUACGAGGCUGAAAUGUCUCUUGUCAAAAAUAUCUUUAGAUUUGCAACAUUAUGUUUUGCAAAUUAAAAACAAUAUGUUGAUGCUUUUCUGCAUAGGAGAAAGCCGGGACUUAAUUAGUGAUUGAUAAUUAAGCUCUAUCGAGGGAGACAUGUAAGAAUUUCCUUUUAUCGUCUGUCAUCUCCCAACUUUUAGCUUUUUUUUUCUUGUAUUGUUCCUAACAGUUUAUUUUGUUUUGGAUCUGUGAAUACAGAAAUAUCUGAUCACCUGGUGCAUGUACUAAUUUUCAGCAUAUAUUUCCUCUAAUCAAUGGAUGCUUCAUGGUUUAAAAACAUUGAUGCACACAACCUUGAAAAUGUCCAAUUUCUUUGUGUAGCAACUACAGGUAUAAUUACAAUAUCUUGAUCGGAAUAAAAUACUACUAAGCUGUUAAGUAUAUUGUUUUAAAUUGUUUAUACCUGGUCAUUCUAAGCGUGCAGAAUUGCAUUAAGAUGGGAGUCAGGUAGAUGAUCUCCCCAUGAUUGUAUAUAAGCUCAUAGUUCCAAAUGGAAUCUUUACUACACCAAACCUGGACGGCUAAUGGCAUUGAUAUUAAAUGAAGAAAGUAUUCACUCAAAAUAGAAAUAAGGACAGGAUGAGGUUCAGUUUGGAUUGCUAUAAGUGGAGCAUAAUUGUACAAAAGCAAAGUCUGCCUAAAUUUAUCUUCUUUUUUUUAGAUUGGCAGGUGCACUGUUGUCCCUUGCCAAUAAAGAUAUUCUAGCUCUGUUCGGGAAUAGCUUUUACAUGCAUUUUUAGCACAUCCGGGCCCUUAAUCCUGUGUGCUUUGUGGGUUGGCACCCAGUAUCUUAAACCAAAAUAAAGAAAAAUAUAAUACAUUUUUUAUUUUUUUAUGUUUUUUAUCUUUGGUACAACUUAUCACCAUUAUAAUUUCGUUAGCUUGUUUAAAUAGCUAAAUUACAAAUAAAGAUCGAUGAUUGAUAAGAACCAAUUAGCUCUUCUGUUAUGCCGGUUUCAUAUCUAAAAACCCAAACAUCCUUCUAUCUGGAAUUUGUUUUCUAUGUUCUAUUCAGGACAUCAAGAUGUCUUUGCCAGUUUUAUGACCAUCAUUUAGAGUGUGGUUUGAGGAUCUAUAUUAAUAUAUGUGAAUAAGUCCUCCUGAAUUGUUCUAUGCUACUUUACCUUCAGGGCAUGAACCUUGUGUGUUGUAGCUGUCUUUUGGUGCAUUAUUUGCAUUAAGUUGUUACUCAUGCAUUUUGUAAUGGGAAGUCAAAAAAGUAUAGUGGCAGUGUGAGCACCAUGACUACUGCAUGGGUCUGGGUCCACCUGUUUUGAAGGAUGUUGACCGAAACUGGGGGCUUCUAAGGCAUAGCCCCCACUCAGAUUGCAGAUCGCAAAUACUGAAAUUCUAAUUUGCAAUAUCAAUUUCUUUCACAUUUACGUGGCAGUGAUAGAAAAUAUGAUAUUUUGUAUAUAAUGAAAAUUGGUCAAAUUCCAUUUUGUUUCUGGUUUCCUUUAAAUUAAAGUUGUGUGGAAAGGUUACUGAGAUUCAACCAGACGUUCUUAUAAUUAAUAAAGAACGCAGUUGCUGGAUGCCUGUUAUAAUCUGAGGAAAGCGUGUGUAGGCUUGGCCGAGGUGCUGUUUGAUUAGAUGAGCAUGAAAAUAAUAUGCGUCUUCAUCUUCGUGUUGGUCCACAUGAAUUAUUGUGAAUUCAAUCAUGUUGUGUCUAUUCGGCCAGAUAGAUCAAUUCAAGGAGCCUUCCUCUCAAGCUUCAAAAAAAUGUAAUUGAGUUUUCUGGCAUUUGUUAAAAAGAAAUCCAAUUGAAAAAGCUUUCCAUGUAUGGCAGCUUAUUAUUUAGUUGACUUGGCUAGCCUCCAUUUUACCAUUUUGUAGGUAAUGAACAAGUUGCAUUUUCAGAUACAUUACGGAACAAGCCAGAACUAAUUGUCGUUAUAUUUUAUCCAUUCUCUAGACCUUGUCAGUACAUAGACACAUAAAAAAUUAAAGUGAAACUAUUUGGGUCUGUGCCACUGAAGCAUUGUAAAUGUAUGGCUGGCUACAUUCACCCCACGCCCAGAAUUAAAUUAGUCCACAAAGGAACAUGGUAGCCAAAAUACAGCAACAAUAAACCAUGAACAAGGUCUCCUAAAAUGGCUGAUUUCCAAACAUGAGUAAAGUACAUGCGUUGUACAUUGUUGGUGCAAAGGUAGAUCUUCAACUAUUGUGCAAUUACCAUAAUGCUUUGCCAGUUGGGGAUAUACCACUUGCCCAUCCCUGCAGAGUUGUAUUUGUGAGCAGUGCUGAUCUGUUUGAAUGUAAGCAUGUUUUUGCAUGGAUUAGAUGUGUGAAUAUAGGGGUGUAUUUGUGUUUAGUGUUGGCAUUUGAAUACAGCUGUUUAUUUGUAUUUACUAUUGCCAUUUAGAUGCAGUGGUGUAUUUGAACGCAGGUGUGUGUAGAGUUGGCAUUGGAAUGCUGGGAUUUAUGGACAUAUACAAAUACACUGCCACUUAUUAUUAUUAUAUUUAUAUAGUGCCAACAAAUUCCAUGGCGCUUUACAAAGGGUGGACUUACAAACAUAUAAUUGUAACCAGACAAGUUUGACACACAGAAACAUGGGUUGAGGGCCCUGCUCAAUGAGCUUACAUGCUAGUGGGAGUGGGGUAUAGUGACACAAAAGGUAAGGGAAGUUUUAGGGAAGUAGAUUGGUAGAAUAGUACUCAAUGAACACUUUGUGUGCGUGUUUUGUUUUUUUUUGUGAGCCAUUAACAGUUUAAUUGAUACGCUUUUGUGAAAAAGUGAGUUUUUAAUGAUUUUCUGAAAUAGUGGAGACAGGGUGAGUGUCUAACGGAAAAGGGAAGGGAGUUCCAUAGGAACGGUGCAGCUCUAGAGAAGUCUUGAAUGCGAGCAUCAGAGCUGGGAGUAUGAACAGAGGAUAGAUGCAGGUUUUAGGCAGAGCGAAGGGGCCUUGACGGACAUACAUUUACUGACACAGAUACACAUACAGAUACACACAUAGAACACAUAAAAAUACACACUUAGACCAACACAUAUACACAUACUAACACACACACAUUCAGGGCAUUAUUUGCAUAUUUAUAGCCACCAGUGGUGUCUGGUGACAUUUCAGGUUGGUUGGUCACAAUCUUAAGUGACAGGCACCUGCUGUUGGAGUAGUGUGUGUAACUAUGUGGCUGGGGUGCUGGGCUUGGGGCUGCCAGGGUCUGAGGGGCCUGUAACACUGAAGUAAGGCAGACACCUCUUCUAACUCUGUGUGCCUGCCUUAAUUUGCUAUAUGGGGGAGCUCAGGGUCUAAAUGGAUGGGGGAGCUGGGUGGCAGGCACAGUAAGUGUGGUGCUUGCCCGUGUAACAGAGAAGGGAGCCAGCCGGUCAUGCUAUGUUUUACUUCUCACUAAUGGUGUGCGGCAGGCACGGCUGUAACAUGAGGUGUCUGCUGAUCUGCGUCUCUCUGCCGGUUCAAUAAGACCAGGCAGCGCAGGAGCCAGCAGUGGAGUGCAGAGAGAGGCAGAUACUUCCUUUUAUCAAACAGACACAUUAAAACUGGUAAGGGACUGCAUCAGCUGCCCGUAUGAAAAAGCCUGCACUGAUAGCCAUUCUCCUGUUUCCAUACCUUUUGAGUGCAGGAAGGUGGAUUCCUUGUAGUCUAAUGGGAUCUGGCUGGCUGAGGCUGCUGUGAGUCUGAGACUGGUCCAACGCUCUCACCCCACCUCUGCCUCCUUCUCUGUCUCCCUUCCCUCUCUUUUACCUAGGAGGAAGUCACAUAAACUCACUUCCUUCCAGCACUGCCAAUCUAAAGCUCGGUUGCAUUGUUAAAUUCUAUGGUGAGCCUCAUUAGACUUGCUCAUUGUGGGGUCCUAAGUGUGUGAGACACCUGUGGGCCCCGGUGCCGGUGCAUCGUGUACCCUUGAACUAGCAACAUGGUUGUGGUUAUUUAGUUAAUUAUGACACUUAGAAAAAUGAUCGGGUGCUGCAGCCCAAAUUUCUAUAAAUCGCGACCUCAAGACCUUAUUUUGUGCUGUAUGUCCAUGUAUAACUUACCCCUUUUUUACCCAUCGUAUUGCCAGCUGCCCUAUUUUUAGAGGCCAUGUAUAAAUGUAUGUAUGUACAUUAUUGAUAUGGAAGGAAAUCUAUAAAUUAAUUAAUGCAGGGAUAUCAAAAGAACUUUCAUAAAUAUGUAAAUCUCAAUGACAUAUUUAAUUAGAUCCAGACAGUUAACAUGUCCUGGGCCGGCAGAUGCAAAAUUUACAUACAGGGAUAAAAAAACGCUAAAAAUAUUUCCUAGUGAUUUGUGACCAUGUGCUCAUAUGUGGAUAUGGUGAUUUAACAAAGACCAUAUUUUAGUGAAAGCUAAGCUUUUAGUAGUUGUGGACUUUUCUUAUCAUUAUGUACAGUUAACUGAAUUACUCUCUGAACCUCAUGUGUUUGGUAGUCCACAACAUUUGUUGUGUAAAACGUUAGUACCAGUGUACUUUUUGGCAGCAAACCACAGAAUGCAAUAGUGCCAUUUUUUGACCACGAUUUAAAUAUUUUUUUUUAUUUUUUGAUUAUUCUUAUUUAGCCCAUUAUACUGAAGCUUUUACAUAGAAACAUAGAAUGUAUUUAUAGUUAAAUCCCCCUCUUAUAAUAUUGUAAAGCGCUACAGAAUCUGUUGGCGCUUUAUAAAUGGCAAUUAUAAUAAUAAUAAUAAUAAUAAUAAUGUGCAAGAAGAUAAGAACCAUUCAGCCCAUCUAGACUGCCCAAUUUUCUAUUAUUAGUCCCUGGCCUUAUCUUAUAGCUAGGAUAGCCUAAAGCCUAUCCCACGUAUGCUUAAACUCCUUCACUGUGUUAAUCUCUACCACUUCAGCUGGAAGGCUAUUCCAUGCAUCUACUACCCUCUUAGUAAAGUAAUACUUUACUUGGAUGCUGUGUGUUACAUUUAGAAACAAAUCUAUUCCGGAUAAUCGGUGCAGUCCAAUUGUAUUUGUGACCUUUUUUUUGCAAGGCAUGAAAUUAUAGGUGUUUAUUAAUUUGCAUUAAAUGCCAGACUGUGCCAUGAUGACCUUACAUUGGAUUCAGAACAUCUAACUUUUAAUUAGUUACUGGAAUGUUCCGUUGUUCGAUUACCUGCAUUUGGCGAUUCUGAUUUUAAUUUGACACAAUUUGUAGUUUCUAUAUAUUUUUUUUUCCAUUUCCUGUGUUUUGAUGAAUAAACUUGGUAGCAAAUUUUGCUAUAAAAAAGUAUAGCACUAUUCACUCAGAUGUUAACUGCAAGUUACAGGCCCCUAUAAAUGGUAUAAUACAUGAUUCUUGUGGAUGUAGAUUGGUUUAUUGAGAGGUUUGGCAGACAAUGUCUGGGUUGGGCAUUCUGGAUCAUAUUACUCCGUUCUAUGUAGAAAAAUAGCCUUUGUAAUGAGUCAUUACCUGUAAAAUGAUAGCCUUUUUUAGAGACUAAGAAAAACACAGUGGUCUAUUCAACAAAAACGUCUUAUUCCUCAAAGAAUUAACACCUCUGGUAUUAACUGAGUAGCUCUAGCUUGGCCUUAUCCAUGUCACAAACUUAGGAAUCCUCGAAAGAUCUUUGGAUUUAUCACAAUUAAAAUAAUUCAUUCGGGUUGCUCCUGGUUUUGGCAACCUAACUUCGUAAUUAAAAUGUGUUCAGUGCACGGCCUGGCCAAAUGUAACUUUUCAAAGGAAAAAACAUUCUGAAACUAAGGUCAAUCCAAUAACCUUUAUUGCGUGUGGUAGGUGUGAUAAGAUUGGUUGGCAAGUAUGAUAAGAUAUACUCAUAAAGCUACACAUUUCUACAUUAUUCCAUCAGAGGUGAUUUGUAUUUUGAUUGACUCACGAGAAGGCAUAUCUGCAAACUGUGGCAAGCUACGAAACUAGAGACUUGAGUUGACAUAAAACAUACCAUCCCAAAUAGGACCACCAAACUCAUUAUUUGGAAUGGUCAACUUUGUAUAGAAUAAUAUAUGCUGAUAACAGAAGCUAAAUAAUAAAAAAUCAAGGAACUAAAUACUAUUAGAGCAAAGAGUAACCUGUGCAAAAUAUACAAAUUUACUGAAAUAACUUACAUUUUUGGAAGACCUGACUGUUGGCUUCUAGACUGAACAACAUGUUAUUAAAUUGGGGUACAGAUGUUUAAAAGGUCAACCAGAAUAAUGAUAAAUAACUCUCAUUUCAUUGGGAUAUUUAAGACAGAAGGGUACCUCAACCUAAAAUUUGUACAGUGAACCUACAGUGUAAGGUCAUCCACACAUACUGAUACAUUGAACCCAUUCACAGGUUUGGCAGGGUAGGGCAAUACCAUUUGCAUCUCAAUGUGUUAUAAGAAACAGAACCGCUCCCUCAGUUUAAUUUGUGGACUGAGCAAGUAGUUCUCUCUUACAUUUUGUGUAUAUAGGAUGUUGCGUAGGAUAUACUUUUUGUAUUAACAAAUAAAAUCGAUCGUCGAUUCCAUUUUUGUCUAUUUAAAAAAAAAAAAAGAAGGUUCUCUUUUUAUUUUUAUUUAUUUAUGCUCUGCUCACAAGUGUUUGAGAGACAUAAUAAGGAAAACAUAAACUGUACCAGCAGAUAUUAAGAUAAAAUGUCCCGAAACAAAUUAACCCAUGAGCCGAGGGUUUUAUGUGUUUAUGAGCUAAGGCUAAGUUUAUGGGGACCUACUGGAGACUGGCCCUAAGCUAAAGUUCUGUAGGCUGUGCCAGAAAUGCCUAGGUCAUUACAAGGAGGUCUACCGCAAGGACUGUGGCUGAGUCUGAGUCAAUUAAGGGCAGCAUGUUUGGAAGGAAGGUGCUUUUUCAUUCUGAGCUUGUUGCUUACCAACAAUUACAUUUCCAUUCCCCAAGGCUUUCUUCCCUCAGUAGGCAACGUGGAAAUAUUCCUAAGGUCCUCCAUUACAAAGUUCCUGACGUCCAGUACCAAGGCCAUUGGCAAAAACUAGCAGGAUAAGAACUGGGGGAAAUAGCCUUAGUAGACUGGAGUACGAUACAGGGACGGGUAUUUGCAAGUGAAAAAGGCCCCUUGCUCUAUAUACUUGAGAAGAAAUUUUAUAUCUGUAUUUUCUUUUAUGCAACCUGCUAUUGUGUUUUUUUUUUUUUUCCCUACCUUAAACUUGUUAAUUUUUACUUCACAGGAAACGAUGAUGCUUCAGGAACAAGUUUAAGAACACAAACACACAACCUCCAUCAUAAUAGACAUGUACAAGAGAAGCGUUCUGUGCCGAGCCGCAGAAAGAGAAGCAUCGGUAAGCAUGUAUUAAUAGGCAUAUAUUGCAGAGGUGUGGAACCUUGGAUAUCCAGCUGUCAGAAGCUGGCUCAGAAUUCUGGAAUGUGUAGUUCAACCACAUCUGCUAAGCCAAAGUUUAAUUCCUCUGAAAUAGUGUGGGUUUAUUGUAUCUAUUUUUAUUUCCCUUCUUUUUUUAAGGCAUAAUAAAUAAAUGUAUACAUUUAAAUAAAAUAUUUACAUAAUAAACAUGCCCGUGUAUACACAUUGAGAAUUUCAGAAUCUUGUUCUUUAAUUUUUUUUUAAAUUCCUUUAUUUUUAAUUUUGUUCAUCUGUGGGAUUAAGCAUCAUAUGUCAGCCAGAAGACCUCAUAUGUUAAAUAUUAUUAUUAUACUACUGAAAAAUUAAAUAAUUCUUUGUGGUAUUUCUAAUUUGCCAAAAGUAAUUGAGAUCAUUCUGUACCAAUUAUAGUCUAGAAUGCUCCUAUUGGCCAUUACCGUGUUCUUUAUUAAAGAAAGAAUGUUAUUUAAAAAUAAAAAAUAAAAAAAUUAAUCUCGUUAGUGCUUAAACUAACAGUUACCUAUUUAAAGAUUGAUUUUUUUUUUUUUCUAUAAAGUUGCACUUUAACGUCAAUAAAUAAAUUCAAAUUCUCCUAGUUGCAAAGAAAUUGUAUGAAAUAUUUUGAAUUCAAUUUAUUUAUUCAUUUUGCAAUAAAAGUAUUGACGACAUUAAAUGUUAAGGGAUAUAUGAAAAUUUAAGGGAAUUGGUUCCUAAAUGAGUGAAAAAAUAAACCAGAAAAAUUGUGUAAAAGAUUGUAAUGCAAAACAAAGGGAAGGAGAAUUAAGAAAGUCCACCUGUACUGUAUAUCAUGCUACAGUACUUUGCGUGUUGCUUUCGGACUAAAGAGGAAAGGGGCCAUGAUCCGUGAGGUGUGGGUUUUCAUGUUUUCCACGGUGUUCAUAUUUUUAUAACAGUGUAUUAUUUCAAUAAUUUUUGCGAGGUUUUUGUAUCUCAUAUCUGAACUUCUUUAUAACUUUACCUAUCUGUUACAUAUUUACACACAUGAGUGACAAUAUUCUUCCAAACUGGAAAUAUCAGGUACAAAUUAAUUAUGAAACAGACGUCAGGGGCAGCACUAUUGCUGUGAAACCAUAUAAAAUAUUGGAAUACUCAAGCUACUGCAGAUGUGUCACAUGACCAGUGUUGACAUCUGACGUGCCUCACUCCAUGUGCACUUGCUGGGACCUUGACAAUCAGGUCACAUGACCCUGUGGACGAGGCUUUUUUCUUCCAUGUUACUAUACCAUAAUGUCACCUUAGCUUGAAAAUUGGAUAUCAGAUUUGUGAUAUUAUAAAGAAGAGAAACCUUUGAAAUAGUACUUACCAUGUUAGUAAUUCACUUUUCAACCCAAUUCUUAUUUAUUUUAUAGAGGAAGCUGUCCCUGCGAUUUGCAAAACAAGGACUGUUAUUUAUGAGAUACCUCGCAGCCAAAUUGACCCAACAUCCGCAAAUUUUCUGAUAUGGCCACCGUGUGUGGAAGUGAAAAGGUGCACAGGUUGUUGCAACACCAGCAGCGUCAAAUGUCAGCCAUCACGGAUACACCACAGGAGUGUCAAGGUAAGGAACCGCGUUCUACUCAUUCUAUACUGAGAUAUUGGACUUCUCAUGAUAGUUCUCUUUAAAGAUGAAGUCAUGUCAAAUGUGUGAAAAGUCCUUUUCUUUUGUCCUGGAAAUGUAAAAUUCUCAGUAUUUGUUAGCAUAUAAAAAUAUUAAUGGGAUAUAGCGACAGAUUUCAUAAACAAAUCUGGGGCUAAAGACAACUUGGUAUUGACCCUCUAAUCUGAGAUACAUGCGCGUUAUUAAAGAAUAUUAAACUUUGUGAGAAAGAGCCAUUAACUCAGACACAACACAGAAGCUGGGUGUUAUAUAUACUGGGAUACCCCUGUGUUUUAUUGGGGGGAGGUAGUCCAUUACUAGUGUUGUGGUUAUGGUGUUUAGAGUACCGCUUUAACAGUGAGUUCACAACCGAAUUACAAAGUGUAGGUCGUAACAGCGGAGUUGGUAAAAAAAAAUAAAAAAAUGUUUGUCCUAAAUUUAACCACAAGGUCUAAAUUUCCCAGAGUGCACUGUUUAGUGAGGAAACCCACAGGUAUUUUCUGUGAAACGGCAGCCUGUGUUUAUACUGUGAUGCACUGAGGGAGGGUCUGUAAAAUGUCAGAAGGUCAAAGUGGAUGUUAGGAAAAGGAUGUCGGUUGAUUCUGGAAUCUAACCCCCAUCACCUACUUAUUAAACAAUGAAACUCAGUGUGCGGUUUACCACAGCACCAUCGUACUAAAGAAUUGGGCUAUUUCAAAGGCAGUAUUUUGCAAAUCUGGCUGCCUUUUGUGUGGCGUCAUUUAGCAAAUUUUUCGAGAGGGUCACAGAGGAUGUGGUAGAAAGUGUACUGGUGGCCGGCACAUAGUUUUCAUGGAAUAUCUGCUUGUGCGUGCAUGAUGCCUUGCUGUAUAAAGGUUUUACUAUUUUUUGAUCAAACACGUAAUUGUAUUUAUAUUUUUUCCUUCUCUCCUUGUGGCUGAGCCCAUAGCACAGAGAUCAAACUGUGUAGCUGAGAGGUUAGAUGGGAACACUUACUGAUAAUGUCAGUUCUGAAAAGUAAAUCUUGCAUAGCUUAGUAUUUUCACUUUAAGACAAAACAUUUUAAGUCCAAAAACAUCUCAUUGCCUACAAGUCCUCUAUUAGGUUGCAAGUGUCUAAAAGUGGUCAGAGGCAUAGGCAAUUCGGAAGCCUUAAAGGUAUACUAUUAGUGCUAAGAAUACAAACCUGUUUUCCUGCUACUAUGGCCCCUCUGCCUACACCCUCCCUUGCAUCUCCCCUUUUUAGGUGAAUAAAGGAUCAAAAAUCCUUUAUUUACUUACUCCACCCCAGCACUGAAGUUCCUUGGCGCUGGGUCACGGCUCUGCCUCCGACAGUGCUCGAUAAGAGGGCACUAAUGCUUUCCUAUGAGGAAAAAUCUGACGCUGAAUGUCCUCAUGCAGAGUGUGGGGACGUCCAGCGUCAGAUACUGUAUAAAGGUCCUUUAGGAUGCAGGAAGCGCCCCUAUUGGUUGUCUGGGAGACAGCCACUGGAGGCAGACUUAGAGCUGCAAUGUAAACACUGCAGUUUCUCUGGAACUGCAAUGUUUUACCUUGCAGCACUAAAUGCAAUAGGGACAAUGCACCCAGACUACUUCAAUGAGCUGAAGUGGUCUGAGUGCCUAUAGUGUAACUUCAAAUGAUCUUGCAGUUUUGAAUAAGACUCUGAUGUCUCUUCACUGUACCAACAGUACUUUGGAUCUCCAAUGAAAGGAUCUCAGAUUCUCUAAAAUGCUACCCACUCACAAAUUAAUAUAGCAGAACGUUUUAAAAAAAACGUUAAAAAAAACAACCAAACAACUUAAUUAAACUUCUGUGUAAUAAUGAACGCAGUUAAUUAACUGGGGAGGGCUUAUUCACUUAUCUUCCCUGCCCACCUAACAGUAGAGCGAACACGCUGUGCAGGGGGCGGUCUUACCUGUUAUGGCCCGGCAAAGGGUAAAGAGGGCGGCCAGGGUGGCUGAUAAUUUGCCUCACCAAGCGAACCUUUCACCGAGAUCUGCUGAAGCACUUUGUGCAAGGUCCAAGUGCUGCGUUACAUCUGCAUUUUGAAAUCUGCCAUCAAUUCAAAAUGCGAGCGAGGUUCCUAUGACUUAUCUAUGCGAGGACAAUACCCCAAAGUGCAGGACUAUCCCAGAAUAUUUGGGACAAUUGGCACCUAUUAAAAGUAUAUUGUGAUGAGCUGACAUCCAAAAAUAUAGGUUAAAACAUCAGAGUUGGAAACCACCUUCCUGAUUCCACUCGCUCUAUCACCUAACUACCUUAAACAGUAAGAGACUCCACUGUUGUAUAGAAUCAGUUGUCUUCCUAAUAGCAUUUAGAAAACGUCUAAAAAAAGUCACCCAUUUCAAAAACAUUUCCCUUGGCACUUUAAACCCCCUUAAUGGUUUCCUCUGAUCCCGAAUCACCAGUUCCUCCUAGAACAGCUCAUAUGACCUCUCCACUUCCUUAUAUUCUUUAUUACCAAAAUGUAUCCCCGUCACCCCCUCCUGCUCAUUGGCACUGCCGUAUAAGACUGAUACUGUAGGUAGGUAAUGCAUAUACAGGCUAUUAUGGGAAUUUAAAUGGUGACAAAAGGUCAGUAGAGUACAGUUCAACAUUUGAGACAAGUCAGCAAGCACAUUUUAUUACAGACUUCCUCAAAAUGCAGUUGUAUACUAAAGCAAAGGAUUCUGGGUAAACAUAUUUGUAUUUCCCAGGUAAAAGCAGAUUAUAAGUAAACUGAAUUGCACGUGCUUCCAGUUACAAUGUAUGUAUCACAGGCAGCCUGCGUAUUGCAUACGAUUUUUGCAAAUGAGUCAUCCAGUUAAAAUGCGUACAGUCAAAAAUAAUUAUAUGUUUAACAGUAACUCUAAAGUCCUGAUUUGGGGUUUUAGGCUAUUUUAGUGGGUCCCCACAGUUUCGAACAUGGAUAUAUACUCAUCAGGCCCCCGGCAACUGUCCAAAAUGCUACCCGAAUAUUACUCUUAAUGCCAUGGCCUUACCAAGUGCUGUAGAAACUCCUUCUAAUAAAGGUGAUUUUUCAAAGUUAUAUGGUUUUAUAUUAUAUUUCAACAAAGGUUAAGACACUGAUCAAGCUAAAACCAUCUGUAUAAUCUGAAUUUCCGUGAUAAAAAAAAAAAAAAAAGGCUGGAUAUCGCUGACUUUGGAUUGCCAAAAGUUAGCAAGCUGUCUUCGAGGAGACUUAAAAACACUUCCACACACUUGUCCUUGAUUUACAUCUUGUACUCUUUUGAAAUGUGUCAAAAACCUGUACACAUAUUUACAGGCUGUGUAGAAUCUUGUAUAAGAAUGAAAAUAUGUGGUGAGAUGUGGCGUUCGUUCACGAACAGCUGGAGUGAUUGAUCACCAUGUCUUGCUUUUAAAGCGUCUGUAUUCCAAAGAAUAUGAUUUAAGUACAGGGAAUACGUUGUUACCGUAGCAUUUUUCUUAGUUGGUUAAUAUCACAAUUUUUCAUGGCACCCUUCUGCAUAAUUGGCACCAGCGAUGUGCUAAUUGUAACCAAACUGUUUAAGGAAACCCCCUUUUUUCCCCUUUUCAUAAUUAACGCCUACGGCCCUACAGCUCGCACGCAUCCUACCCGUAUUGCGGUAAUUGACAUUUCCAUACUCUGAUAUGGAGGGUUUGUUUUGUGCUUCCAAAUCUUGUAGGAAGAACAUUCAUAAUUCACAUUUUUGUUCUUCAAUAUAAUGAAAGGAUUAAUUUAUUCCAAUCUAGCUCUUUUCAUAGAGACGCUUCGUUGUGCUAUGUUCUGAUAUGAAUGAACAUUUUUUUUUAAUUCACCCCCCUGCUAUUCUGUGACAUAAUAUGCAUGCUUUAAUAUAAGUAUCUAAAUCCCAUAUUGUAUUUUAUAUUGUACGGUGACUUCGCUAUUAUAAAGUUUCUGAAACAUUUUCCAUUUGGUUGUAUGACCUUGCACAUGUUCUAACGAGAAUAGGUUACAUUUUAUGGUAAUAAAAUAAGUUGGGUUAUUAUUGGUUUGGAGACACAGCAGGGAAAGCUUGGUGCCUGAAAAUUCUAGUAUCAGCAACAAAUUACUUAUUUCUGAGUAAGUCAUUAAGUUGGAGAAAAUGGCAAAUGUAGACCUAACCUAUUUGUGUCCUAUUCUACCUGCAACAUAAGACCCCAUAUUUCAAUCAACCAAAGAGAGGCACUUUCAUUAUAGCUUGGAGAACACUGGCAUUCAUGACUAAAACACACAAUUAUUUACUGUGCUAUUUAUAAUAAAGGGAAGAUAUUUUAGCUCAGCUAUUUUUCUUACUAUCUUUUAACUAAAAAACAUCAGCUUUUUGAGCCUAUGAGGGGACAGCGAUCUGUUUACCUUUUGACUCUUGACCGUUCAAUUCCCGAGUUCUGCCCUACUUUCAUGAAGAUUAUUUCCUCUUUCGCAGUCUUAAAUUUAAUUCUGAGCUAUAUAUUUUGGCUGUUUUCCACCGAGUUGAAGCUAAUCAUGACUCUGCUAUGGGAAGACAGCUUCUGAACAUGCUGUGUGGCUCCUUAUUAUCAUAUGAAAUCUAGAGUAAAAAAAAAAAAAGACCGUAUUUUCCUACUGAGUAUUAAGGUCCUCAGAAUUAACCCUAUGAGACUCUAAUGGAUGUGUUUAUAACAAUUACAAAUCAACCAAGUGCUAGGCCCUUUAGUACUCUAUUUAAACAAAGGACAAUUUAGUAGUAGUAUUUUUCCAAUACUAGUUUUUGAUUCAGAUUUUGCAUAGAUGCAGUGUAUUUCGCUCUAGAAAGAUCUAUUUUUCAUACCCUCCGGUGUACAUCACUGCAGAGUGUGUUUUCACUUGCCCGCUAAUGACAAAAUGCAGCCCUGGUGAGUACAAAUGUAUCACUGUUGAGUGUGCCGUGGACUCUCCGAGCUUGCAGUGGCGAACAACAUUUUGGAUUGUCUAGUAGGGUACUACUAGACAUUUUGAGCCUUGCUCAAGCAUAUGUGCAUACAUUAUGGUACUUGCCUGGAUCUGGUACUUGCCUGUGAUCAUAUCUCACAUUUGAGGUAUGAAUGUGAGAUAGUGGAUGUAGAAGGCCAGUAGAUUGUCUGACCAUGGCGCAGUGUGUCACAUUUUAGCUUGCGUGCAUGCGCGUAAUUUCAGUUUGCAGUGUGAGAGAACAUCUAAUUAUCCUCUAUCACUGUGUCCCCAGAAGUAGAGAAUUAUGCAUAUAUUUUAAAAGACUGUAUUGUUUUAGAAUGUGAAUAAAUUAGUCAUUUGCAAUUGCAGCUAUGCUUUGAUUACUUGUAUGGCUCUUCAAACAAUCAAUAUCAAUUCUGGGCUCAGUCUCUGAUCAGUGAUAGUGAAAAUACAUUAAGGUGAGAAACUAAUGGCAGCUCAUAUCUACUAUAAUAUCCAGACUUCCUGGAGUAAUAAUAGUGAAGAUAUGCCUGCUGUAUAGGUUUGGCAAAGAUGCUUUAAAUUCUUAGGAUACAUUCUUUUAGAUAACCUGGACAUAAGGUGAAGCAUUGUUGCCUUUUAUAUCGAAUGGGUCUGGGAAUAGAGGCUCGCUGUCUGGAUACUGCAUCAUAAUUCUCUUUGAUUUACCCAGCAGCCUACCUUAAUAAAUCAGAUUAUUAAAAUCUUACAUAAUAGAAUACAUGUGAUGAAUGGUCAUAUUUUUUUAUUUGAUAAUCCCUCAGACUUUGAUGUUACAGUAAGUGGUAUAGGCUUCAGAAAUAAAACCAUAAUAAAAAAAUUUAAUAAAAAUAAAAUCUAAUCGCGAAAAUGAGUGUUCCUAUUUAUUGAAGAUAUGAGAGCAGCACAUGCACUGGCACAGGGGUCGACUGGCAACCAGAGUUAAACAUUAGGCUCUCUAAAGUGUAUUUCCAAUUUGUUACAUACAAAAACAUACUGUGUUAAAUUAGAGGAGAUUUAUUCAGGCAAAACAGGUGCUAUUCUGGAGCAAAGAGUUAAGUUUAGAGCAUUCACCAUUGAAAACAAUAAAAAUGCCUAUUUAAAAGGUUGUAUCCCGAAUAAUAUGUGAUUUGCCUUGAUAGAUUGAAAACUUUUUGAGUUUUUUAUUUUUAGACAAUUUUACUGAGGCAUUUAGCUCUAGUUAAUUUUUUUUUUUUCGUGGGAACCCAUUACAGUUCCUCUCGUUAUUUGGGGGUCGUAGAAAAAAUAUAUAAUUUAAUGUUUUUAUGUGUUUUUUGAUUUGAGAAAAAUUAAAGAUAUCUUACAAGGAGAAAUGGGUGUUUUUGUUACCCACUAAAAAAGUUUAGCUGCACUUUUAUUGUAAUGGGCUCCCAUUUUGCUUUAGCUGUGAGGCUGGCAAAGCAUCUUGGGAGUUUAAGUUCUUCAGCAGCUGGGGAUAUAUACCUCCUGGUUGCCUGUGACCUAGCAGGUGCCAUUGAAUGGAGGGAAGGGCUUGGUUUAUUGCAUUGUCGGAAUUUUGCAUGUGGCAUUACAUUCUUCCAACUGAUUUAGAAUUAUGGUGGACUCCCUAUAUGUUCUAAAUCGAAGGGAAUAAAAUGGUUAACAACAUUUAAACCCUUGGAUCCCUUUUCCUUCUUUCCUCUUGGCACCUGCAUGCUGUCUGUAUUAAAAAUGUGUUUGAUCGGCACACUUGAUAGCAAUUUGGCGAGCACAAAGUGUAAAUUGUUUGUCUUCUAAAGUGCAUUCGUAUCACCAUGCUCGGCCUAACUACAGCAAAGUUUAUUAUGCAAAAGCACCAAUCUAACACCCUCCCUGACUUUUGCACCAGUUAAUGGAAAACAGAUUUUGAUUUGAAAUGCUGCAAAAUGAUCAGACCUUCAGGAAGCAGAGCUCGGUGAGCAUAAAAAGUCAAAUAAUAGAAAUGUUAGUGGGUCAUCUAAAAUUACAACUGCAAUAAAGAACAUGUAAUAUUUUUAAAUACUUGGGAUAGGAAUGGAGUUAAAGCUAUACUUGGGCUGCCUUUCAUUGCAAGACAGCAAUGGGACAUAGAUGUCCUGAUUUGGCCCAAACUGGUAGGAGAGAUGUUUCUGAGCAGCUGUCUAAAUUUACAGCUACUUCCAUGAAUUUAGUGUCUCUUCCUUUAUUGAUAUGCUGGGAGAGGAGCUGGGGAGAAAGACUGACAAUGUACAAAUGAGUGCAAGAUUCAUGAUAUUGUGUCUGAAACACAAAAUGCAAACAUAUGUCCUCUCUCUUCUGUUCCUUCAUCUCAAUCUCUUUAAAAAAGGAAACUUAAAUUCUCAGCAACAAUUCAAAGCCUAACUCAAAUUCCUUGUUUUCUUAUUGUAACACCCACCCUGUUGUCCUUCUAUACCCCAGACAUUACCAACAACGGGCUAUCUCUCAACAAAAGGGCUUUAUCUCUUGGUAUUUAGAGGUUAUAGUUCAAUAAGAGAGGGCAGAGAGAGUACGAAGCUGUACGUAUUGAUUGAACUUGUAACAGGCCUGUGCUUCCACUAACUCAGUACCUAAUACUUUUCUAACUGCAGAAAAUACAAAAAUAUAUAAAUUUAUCCUUCUGAAUAUCACCGUCUUCCUCUAAAUAGAAAAGCCAGAGUUUGGAAAAAAACAAACGAAAGAUAGCCUACACAUCUUUGAAUCAAAUAAAUUAUUUAUUGCCUACUCUUGAAAAGUGCCUUUUAUGGUAAUAUUUUUUUUUUAACUUGGCUUCAAGAGUACGUGACUCAUAUUUUUUUGCCACAAAGUAUUUUGGGGAAUAAUGGAUGCUGUCACGUGGUGAUUUUAUGUCAAAUUUCCCAGAAAACAAAAGGAUAAAUGCUUUGUUUGUAGCUUAAUUGGUCUUUGCAGAUUUACGAAAAAUCUCAAAUCUGAAUGAGCUGCUUUGCAAACUAAAUUACUAUGUCGGUUCAGUCCAACUGUGUAGAGAUAACGCACAUAUAGAUAUAUUUAGGUUUUAAUAUUGCAACCAUACUAUCUGUCUUUUUCCAGUGCUGAAAAAGGGACUUUCCAAAAUCGUUCAUAUUUCGGCAAGCCAACUUAAAAGAUGAAUCUUGGCUGUGUAAUUAUAGAUCUGUUUCAGAAGUCUGUCUGUAUCUGUAGUUAUAGGUAUUAAUCAUCAUUUUGAUCUUUUUAGAGCUGUACAGAUCUUCCUUUCUUUCACGCCAGAUGACUCAAAUUUACCCGUCUUGAAAAGAAUUAACUGAGGGAGCGUAUUAUAAAAGAAAUAAAAACAUAUCGCUUCGACCCAAAGUUGACCCUACUCGCAAAGCAUUCUUGCUUGUCAGAGACAACUUUGACUUGUUCAAUGGAAAUCUGACAGGCUUGGAAAAUGUCUUCAAGUUAGACAUUUUUUUUUUCUUUAGCUACUGUCUGACUAUAUUACUUUUUGUUUGCAAAGGCUAAUUUAAGCUGACUCUGUGUCCUGUUGACAGAAAGGGCAGUAACUGAAAGCUAACUUUGAGAUAGUUUUUAGUCAGACUUGUGUGGAAACAUUUUUUUUUUUUUCCACCACUGGAUACUGUGAACAAAAUGUUUAAGUUGCAGCAUUUUUUUUUUUUUCCUGGUAAACGUUAAAGAACUUUAUAAACUUUUGGAGUAUCAAAAGGAUACAAUUUUGGAUCUGUCACAUUAGAGUGCUUUUUUUUUUUUUUAGUCUAGAAGACAAUAACUAUCAUUGUGGCCCAUAUAAAUUGAGUUGUGGUGACAAGAACUAGAUAGAGAUUUUUCUGUCUAGCGGCUAGCCUAUAUUCUUCUCAAUCUUAAGUUUGUCCUCAAGUGACAACAUCUUGCCAUUAAAAAAAAAUCUGACAGUAUUAAUAUCACUGUGGUAGAAUCUUUUUCUAGAAAGGCUAUAUAAAAGUAAUGCACGUUUGCUUGUUCUUUAUGCAAAUUAAUAUAUUUCCCAUGAUGCUUGCAGAGCUCCUAUUUGGGAAAUUCACUGAACAAACAAAGGCCAAAAUGACUCCUUUUUAUAGCCAAAUGUUUCAUUUUCACUUUAAAGGGACUCUGUAGGCACCCAGACCACUUCAGCUCAUUGAAGUGGUCUGGGUGCCAACUCCCAUCACCCUUAACCCUGCAAGUGUAAUCAUUGCAGUAUUUAUAGACUGCAAUAUUUACCUUGCAGGGUAAAGUUCUCCUCUAGUGGCUGUCUACCAGACUGCCGCACAUGCGCUUUAGGUCUCCCCCGCUGGCGGAGCCUGACCCAGCGCUGAGAGACAUCGGCACUGGAUUCAGGUAAGUGUCAGCGACGUGGGAUGGGGGGCACGUCAGGAUCCUCUAGUGCCAGGAAAACGGGUUUGUUUUCCUGGAACUGGAGAAUCCCUUUUAAGAAACAUCGGGAAAAGUAUGCAGAUUUGUAUAGAGAAACACUUUAAAUAAUUAUUCAAAAUGGUGGCACAUAACAAUAUUAAUUUAGUCAGCAGGCGGAAAUUGGUUUUAUAUAUGCCUCGGCUUCUUAUUAGACAAACGUGCUUCAGUGCUGUUUAAUUGGAUAAACACAUUAUAAACAUUAUUAGGAAACAAGACAGUUAUCCUCUAGAUGUAAUUUUCAUCGGGACCUAACAGAUUAUGACUGAAAUAGAUUUUUUAUACAUACAGGUUAAAAGUGCAAUAUUUAUGACAGCUACCUUUUUUUGUGAAAACAUAUAAGCUACUGUCAGCUUGCAUUUCUUUAGCCAUACAAAGCAAGGAAAACGACAUGAACAAGUGUGUACAUGUGUUAAUGUUAGAUAUUUGCAGUACUAUUUAUGAAAAUGAGAGAGAGAAAAAAGUAAGAGUCUAAAACAAGGUUUUGACCCGCCCAAAAGCUCCCUUAAAGGGAGACUAUGUAUACAAUAUGUAAAUAAAAUCUCCGUAUGAUUGUGCUUUGGAACAAAAGAUUAACUUUUACAAAUUUACCCUAUCAAUAUAUGCUUGUUUCAGGGGAACACUCCUAUAACAAAAUCUCUAGUUUCUCUCUUUGCAAAUAAAUAAAAUAAUAAUAAUAAUACUGACUUUGAAAAUUCCCAAAAUGGCAACAUUUGCACAGUCACGCAUUUACAACAAGCAGACAUCUACAGACCAGGAAGAGGCUGCACCAAUCAGAAACCUCUCAUUUUGGUCUACUGAGUUCUUUUUUUUUUUAUCCCAACGUAUGUACAGCAGGGGUUUAAGGAAUUUUAUAGUUCGUUCUCUAGCCACAGUUUCACUCAUCACUUAGGAUGAGUGGUUCUUUCCAACACAGCUACUAUUGAUUUAUUCCUGAUCUGUCUCUUUCCGAAUCCAGAAGGAAAAGAUAAAUGUUUUUGGUGUGUCCACCCAAGCCCACACAUAAGUUGCAUGAGUCUUGGAUCUUGUGUCUUGGAUGAAAAAUCUUCAUUUGAAGUCACUGAUCUAUGGUCAAUCUUAUAUCUUGCAUAGUUCCAUGGACUGGAAAGACACUUGCGUCCAUCAAGUUCAGCCUUCCUCUCAUAUGUUUUUGCUGUUGAUUAAAAAGAAGGCAAAAAACCCAGUCUGAAGCACUUCCAGUUUUGCAACAAACUAGGAAAAAAUUCCUUCUUGACCCCAAAAUAGCAGUCAGAUUAAUCCUUGGAUCAAGCAGCGAUUACCCCACUAAUUAGAAAUUAUAUUCAUGUAUGUUAUGUUUCUAUCUAGAAACAUUUUGACAAUUCACUCUAUGCAUAAUUUACUCUCAGCAAUAAGGUGAGGAUGAAACGUUUCUGUGCACCAAAAUGUAUGCACGGAGAAUAGAGUGACCCCUUGACAAUCAAUAUGGCUAGGUUUGGCAGUCUGUCAUUGUUUGCUCUGAAAUCAGUCCACUUUAUUACUUUAUUUUCAUUGCUGGGAAGCCUGCAAUGCUUGCUAGAGAUACUCUAGCUGUCCAUAAUGAUUUAAACUUUACUUUGCAAGUUUUUAAUAUGUAUGCUCAAUCUCACCCUGAAACUGGCAAUGCGAUCAAGACAAGUGAUUGUUAAAAAAUUUUUUUAUGGAAAUGGAAUGGUUAUACAGACCUGUAGUUUUAAAAUGCUUCGGAAAAUGUGUUUUCAAUUUGUAAAUAUUAAUGCGUGCAUUGUUUAAAAACCAUUAACCUUGUGUUGGCAAAAGCAGCAGUUGGUUUAACUUGGGAGCCAACAGGUGAUAAGAAUGGGUAACGUUAAGUGGAUAACUCUGCUUGCCAAUUUGUUUCUAGUCUGGCAGCUUUUGUUUUUCUGUAGAUCAUGGUGUCCAUUUUUGACUCUCUGUUAUAGUUGGACUAAGUUUCUUACCUGCUGACAAUGAAUUAUGGGAAUUGUAGUACGGCAGAUGAAGAACAUAUGUAGGAGACCCUUGAUAAAAACAAGCAAACAGCGGCUAUAUAACAGAAAUCAUGUAGUAAUGCAGACAUGUUUCCGUUUAAAUUGUAUUUGAUUUGGUAUAUGUGCCUUGAAUUGGUGUGAGUUAUCAGACUUACAAAAUGUAGGCCAAAAUAUUCAAGGUGUAUAUUUACCCCCCACCAAUACACUAUUUUAUUGCAAUGUUUUUGAAUGUGUUGUCAGCUCAGCAUUAAAAAUUAGCAGAGCAUUGUGUAGGUGUGACAGUGUCUAUGACGUUGUGCUACGAUGCUGUAGUUCAGGGGUACGCAACCUUGGGCACUCUAGAUGUUGUGGACUUCAUGCUUUGCUAGCAUUAUGACUGUAAGUGCAUUAUGGGAGAUGUAGUUCACAACUUCUGGAGCGCACAAGGUUGCCAAUUGUUGCUCUAGCUGAUAAUUCAGAAUUUACAUUAUCCUUGUCAAGGUAAUCACAGUGUAGGCACAGUCGGCUGAUUUUUAAAUAUGAAAAAAAUGAAUUAAUUUAUAGUGUAGUGAAAAUGCAUUAGUGGAGUUGCACCUAUUUGUUGUGCAAAUAACCAAAGAGCAAAUUGUAUUUUAUCGAUUGUUUUAGUUGUUGGUCAUUGAAAUGUAAGAAUGGGGGUGAUGCGUGCCUUUCACCAUCUGACACAGUAGACACCAUGGUUCCGGUAUUUACAAAACAGACAACCUCCUGGUUUCGCACAUUGCCAUUUCUGUACAGAGAAUGGUCCAAUAAACAGCAACAAAAAAACAAAAAACGGCAACAACAUCCACAGAAGGGCACUUCUAAAAAACAUCUUUUUAUCAAGAAAGAUCACGGAAGAAUGUCCAGUCAGUUUCAAACUAAACGAAAGGCAAAAAUUAUCAUACAUGAACGAUGGGUAGGAAGAAGGGCAUCUUUUGAAGUGCAAAAGGUCAGCUGAAGGCUUUGAUGAUGCUCACUCCAAGAACAGGAAGUUAAGGAUAUAAUGGACAUGUAGUCAUCAAAUCUGGACAACCGAACUGUGAAAAAACGUUAUCUAGGUGUACAACUUUUUAUUUAAGCCAUGUAAAGAGUAUGGUCAGAAAUGUUGCAGAGAAUAUUAGGGCAUAUUAUUGCGUGCCACCAGUAUAGGCUAGUCUUUUGAGUAUCACUGGUAUGUCAUGGUGUACCUAAGCAUUGUUACUUGCAAGCUGAAUCUGUUUAUGGACAGAAUCUAUUUGUUUUAAUGUAUUAGUAUCUCAAGCAAGAUAAUGCACCAAACCAGUUCUUAAAACUUGACAGAGCUUUUAGUUUACUUUGACUUGCGCAGAUUUUGAAAUAAUAUAAAAGUAUAUGAAUAAAUAUAUGUCAGAACAAUCUGCAGAAACUGUGUGGUGCUAUUGUGUGAACAUCCAUAAUCCAAGAAUCCAUGUUUUAUAUAAAACUAACCUGUUCUUGAUGCAAAGAGGGAACUACCUAAUAUUUAGACAUAUAUACCUAAUGAAGUAACUCUUGAGUGUUUAAUACAAUAUAUAGACAUCAAUUGCCUGGUUUCUAGAUAAAUAUGGUUGGCUUUUCUAUAUGUCUUUUCAGACUUCUAAACGGUAGAAAGUCUUCUCAAACUCUGAUCUGCAAGAAUUAAAAAAAUAUAAACUACUACAUCCUAUAUAUCUGAGAAGUUUCUGAGUUAGCUUUUUUUUGUAGCAAUGCCCUUUGUUGCCCGCUCCCUUAAACAUAACGAUUUGUCUCGCAUGAAACCCUUAGGAUUUUAGAUGGAUCAAUCAGCAUAAAAUGAAUCGCAAAUGGUUCCAUGCCAGAUAAAUAAAAAAACAAAGUUUAAGGAAAAGUGCAAUGAUAGUACGUGUCAAGUUUCCAGGCCUCUAAACUCCAGCAAAAUGGGCAUUUGACAAUGUUUUGCGACUUAGUGAUACGUCUUCGGUCAUGCCUGCUUGUUCAAUGAUUACUCAAUUCAGAAUAUCAUUUUACGUGUUGAUCAGUACUUCAUAUUUGGCUGCAGCAGUUGGCAAGUUCCUGUAUAGAACAAUUUGUAGUGGAUUCCGAAGGGGGUACAUUUUGCACAAUUUUGAGAUCAGUGUACGUAAAUAAUUCCUAGAUAUCCCUAACAAUGUUGUUACCUUUUUUUGUUAAAUCCUGAACUCUGGCUAUAAUUGUAAGUGAUACACAUAUAAAAUGUUUGAAGCUUUCAAGGAGGCCAAAGAAGCUGCUGUUUAAAGGGGAACUGUCAUUCCCCAUGUUUUUUUUAACAUUAUGCUUACUUAUCCCUACAUUUAACAAAUAUGUAUAUGUAAGUUGUGAAAAAUAAAAUUAAAUGUAUUAGUCGACACUUCUUUGUCCUGCAAUUGGGUGACAAUCUUAGCUCCCCAUCAAUCAUUGUUUUUAACUCUGUUCUUUAAACCUGGCAGUCUGCAUAGAGAAAACUAAAGUAGUAUAAUCUCGUCAUUUGCAAUGCUUGCCCUAGUUUUGCCUCUCUGAGAUGGAUAAAGAAAAAUUAGCAUCUUGUGAAAAAAAGUUAGGCAUUUUUAUUAAAUUACAUAAAUUCCAGAAAAAUCCCUUUAAGUGACAAUUUUUUUUUUAAUUGACAACUAGCAUUUUAAGACAUCACCCUAAAGUAACCUGAUCACAUGCAUAAAACAAAACUUAUAUUUAUAACACAAUUAAAGAAAAAGUCUGUAUAUUGUGUUUAAGUAUUCUGUAAAAAGUUCGGCACUUUUAAAGUUGUUUUAGUUGACACACAUAGCAUUACAGUACCUCUCUUAUAAUUACGGAUCUUACCAUGCUAUUUGUACAUCAGGGAAAAUGAUUUAUUUCCUAUCCCUCCCAUAUGUCAUACCUGCCAAGUGAUUCCAGACCCUGGUGGUACAGUAAAAGUUAAUUUGUAUGUGUGAUACCAUGUCCUGAUUUUACCUAGUGAUUAGAGUGAUAUAGAAAGGUCCUGUCGUAUUAUUGACAUUAUUCAAAUUCUUUUAUAUUUAUCUCUCCAUAUUCACAGGUGGCGAAAGUAGAAUAUGUAAGAAAAAAACCCAAAUUAAAAGAAGUUCUUGUGAGAUUAGAGGAGCACCUGGAAUGCACUUGUACAGCAAAUUCAAAUUCAGAUUAUCGAGAAGAGGAAACUGGUGAGUCUCCAUUUUGAUUUGCGUCUGUCACUUUGGUUGUUAUGGAAACAUCUGCUGAAGAUGAUAAAAGAAACACGUCCACCCCAAAACGCGCUAUCAUAGACACAAAACCCAUCUCAUCAACACUUUAGUGUUAAAAAUUAUCAAAACAAAUGAAGGGGAUAAAAGAGAAUCUUGUGUAUUGCUGUUUCUCUGAGAUAACAGACCUCCAUAUCUAUUACAAACCCUCCUGAACUUUUAUUGCUGUCUCCAAUGCACUUUAUUAACCAACUGUUAUCCCUCCCUCCCUCCACCCCCCCAAUUCUUGCUGUGCAUUUCCCUGCUGUAAGGCUUUUUUUUACAACCCCCCACUUUGUGGAAAGGAUAAGCCUAGCACACCUCUGUUAUGAAUGGAGUAGUCUAGCUUCAUUUAAAGCUACAGUGUUUCUUCCGGUCUUCCUCAAUAUAUUGUACUGUUUACAUACCGAUAAUGGCUUAUUUGUGAAUUACUGAAACACGUGAUACUUACAGUACACACCUGCUUUCUUUAUAACUUCAAGGUCAUUUUCAGCUAACAGUGCUGAUUACAAAGCCUAUUUACCACGUUGUUAUGGAAUAUAGUGAGCUGAGUCACAGGUUUGUAAUGUGCCUGCUGACAUCAGCUAUUAUACAAACACAGCUCGUGCACGUUGGGUGAAAACCAAGCCUUUUAAAGGAUUUUUUUUUUUUUUUAAUAGCAGUAAAUUGUGAACUUCACUAAGUAGCACUUGGGCUGUGGUAAUAUUUGUUUUACUAAAUUGAGCUGGCCACCUAAAGAAAAACUUUUCUCCCCCCCUCCCCCCCCAAUAAAUUAUCUCAACAUUUGGUCAUGCAGGUGGUUAGCAAGGAGUCCUGCACCAGUAACUUUGCUUUACUAUCAGUUUUUGUUAGGCGACACUCAUAAUGUGCAAACAUAAUCUUAACCUUUUGUUCUCUAGACUUGACUACACAAUGUGGGCUAUGUAUAAGGAGUCAUUUUAGAGCAAAGCUCCAAAAAUCAAGAAGCUAGAAGGGACAUAAAAUCCAUUUAUUUUGAGAACUUUGUCUUAGAGAUUCUUCGUGCAUUAUUUUAUUCCCAUUUCAAAAAUAACGGGUUGGGCAAACCUUAGGUUUUUUUUUUUUUGGGGGGGGGGGUUUGUGUCAGAAGAACUUACUUUUUUUUAAAUUUCAUUCCUGAACUGAAAUACAUUUCCUUAGGCCUUUUCACCAGCCCUACCCUUGUGUUAACAGGAAGGACUAGGGAAUCAGGUAAAAAACGGAAAAGAAAAAAACUAAAGUCAUCAUAAUUACCUGGUGGAUUUUAUUUUGCUCGGCAGGUAGGAACCCUGUAAAUGACAAUAACCUCAAAAAGCAAUCAAAAGAAUAAUGAUGAACCUAUAAUACAAACGUCCUAAUCAACUGCAUAUCACGUCGCCACAAUCACUUGUUUCAAUUUUGACACUUUGUUACCUUAAGGCUGCAAAGAUAUUAGCUAUGAUUGGCUUUGAUAAUUCUACCUGCUGGUAUUUUUCUGCAAGCUUCUUAUCACCCAUAAGCAUCAUGCAUUCCACAGCUGUUUUUUUUUUUUUUUUUUUUUUCUUAACCCACUUUUUGUAUUUUUUUUUUUUAUUUUUAAACUUUUCCUCUGCUUAUGCUUUUUUUUUUUUUCUGAUCUGAUGGAAUUUUCUGUAUAAUUUAUCAUCGCGGCUGAUUCGUGGGAUUACCAUGCAUGAAUGUGUCACAAGCUUAAUGUUAUUUUUUGUUUGUUACAGGAGUAAAAUAUUUUAGAUUUAAUCGUGGAAAUUGGAAAAGGUCUUGGAAAAAUCUGCUUAAUCGGUCCAUGAAAUGCAUAUAUCUUACAAUGUUAUUAUUUUUUUUAUCAUGUUGUCAUAUCAAUUUAUUACUCUCUUUAAAAAAAAUUUUUUAAAAAAAAUCUAGAUAAGGCCAUACCCACAAUUUAAAUAUAACUAAACUAACCAUUAAUUUUUUUUUGUUUUUAUCAAAAUGUUAAAAAUAAAUGAAUAAGUAACAUAUGGCGCAUUAGCCAAAGUCUCAUGAAUUAAAGGGAUACUCCAAGCACCAUAAUCACUUCAGUAUAAAAUGUUGCACACAGAGUUUAACCCCUCAGCAGAGGAAGGUGUACCUCCACCUCCGGCAAUGCCAUUGGGAAUUCAUUACCCAGUACGAAACAAGAGUUCUGGACUGGAUAAUGUCAAUUCUGGGCAACUUUUCAUGUACAUAAUUGCAUUCAUGGGCUAAGAGCGAUCAUCUGAUGCCCUCAACCAAUGAAUGGUAACAGGAUUGGCUUGUGGCUUCUGCAGUUCUGCAGAAGCCGGAAGCGCGCCACCAAUUCUGAGAGGUAACCAGGAGCCCAGUGAUGACCUAAGUAUGAGAGCCAAAACAUUUUAAACAAUUUGCCCUAUUACCUGUGAUCUGGGCCAAGAUACCCCUUGGAGGCACUUGUACAAUAUGUUUCAUGACAGGCAGUCCUGCCUAUUACACCUCCACCUACAGUCUUCUGGAGGUCUGGAUAAACAUGUGGAGAUAUAACAGAACACCACUGCUGAAUAUGCUAGCUUGUUACAAAUAAAUGGAAAUUAAUGAUAAUAGAAACCAUGCAGUUGUUUGCCUAACAAAUGACAAGUGGCAAAAUAAAAAAAUAGGCAAUCGCAGAAACUGUUAGAGAAAGAUUAAAAUUUAAAACAAGUUUGAAAAAUAUGAGGAGAAAAGAGAAUGGAAAAUAUUUAAUAAGGGGAUGGAUCUGGUUCAAAAGAGGUGAGCCUUCUGGAAUUAGUGGGAUUCAUGUUGGCCGACAAAAUAGGAGCACGAAUCCCAAAGCUGGACAAGGGUUUUUAACUGGGAGCCCUAGGCAAAACUUGGGGGGAGGAAUAUCCACCAAAUAUCUAUGCCAAAAUGGCAAUUUAGGUGACUACUGCGGGUUAGUGGCAUGUUGAGUCCCCGGCACUGAACACAGAUUGAAUUAAGUGGGAAUGAACGAACAUGUGCAAGGAGGGAGAUGAUAAUCUGGUACCCUACCUUGGCUCCUGUUUUUUGCAAUCAGACGUUUGAAUUCUGUAGUUGGUAACAAUAGACUAGGACCACAAAACUCACUUGUCUCUCUGCUGGGACAUAAAAUCAAUUUUCUGUUCUUUUUGGUGCAUUGAGUUGGUGUUACCAAACGUUAUUGGCUUAAUUAGUUUGUCUGUGUUGGAUGAUAAAAAGUAAAGGAAAAUGUGUUUAAAAGACAUGUUUUCAAUACAAAGAAUAGAUUUACAUGUACAUGGUUUAUAAUAUACAUGCACAUUUAUACUCUACACACUUCAGUAUGGGAAACAAAUGCAACCUUUCAUUUCGAUUUGUUUUGUGCUCAGUUGCUCUGAAUUUUCCCGUGUUUCUAAAGCAAAAGCGGAACUGAUCACUUGAAAACACAACACAAUCAGCAUAUUGCAGAGCAAAUCCCUAAAUGGGUGCUUUUGUUACUAAAACUGCAAAUAUUUGUUCUAGAGCAGGGAGGGAGAAGAAAUGACUGCAGUUUAACACAAAUAGAAAAAGAGUCGUAAGAGCAGACCAAAAGUUAAAAAAAAAAGUCAUUUUAAAAAAAAAAUGUUUUUAUUUAAUCCCCUUACUUUCAAAGCUAAUUCAGCCUGAAGAAGACAAUUCUAAUUCUAAUUAAAUAAGGGCCUAUUUUAGAAGUAAAGAAAUGGGGAACAUCAAAAUUCAUCUAAAUAGUAAAAAAAAAAAAUAGAUUUAAUUUGAAAAAAAAUAAAUUUAUAUAUGUACGUGUACAAAUUACUAGUAUUAAUGGCAGGGCUGUAUAUAAACACCUAAACUUGCCAUGUUUCUACUCCUAUAAAAUAAGGCAGAUCUAGGCAGGUACCGGGUUCAGAUAGUUAAAAAGAAAAAGCAAGUUCCACUUUAACUUUGUUCCAUGCCUCUCUCCGCAAUUCAUUAUUUGGGUGAUCCCAAUUCUCAAUCUCCUUCUGAGUGCAGAGGCUCAAAAUCAGAACCAGGAGCUUAUAUUAGAAAAAUGCCAUUUACUAGAGUGAAAUGCGAUCAUUUUUUCAGAUGGACAAAAUAUUAUUUUUUUAACCAUUUCUUUCAGGUCUACACAUGAUUAUCUCUUUAGUUAGAAUUUUAUAUAGAACUACUGAAUGAAUGCGUAACCUUGAUAAUUCAGAAGUCACACAAUUUUAGAUUUUAAUUUACAAGAUACUAUCAUGAUCACAUUACAAAAAAUUGUAAUCCAUAGUUAAACCUCUUACCCAAAUAAUAUUGGUGAGCACCCAUAUAUAAAUAAUCACACAUUUGUUAAUGUACCAAUAACUAGAAUUGGCAAUAUCCUACUAAGUACAAUGUAUAAUACAAUUCUGAAAUAAAACAAAUUUUCACACAAGCGCCAAAAAACUCAUCCCCCACAUGGAAGGGAAAUAGGGUAAUUAAAAACUUACAGCUUCAUAUUUUGUGGACUGACUAAGGGAUUAUUUUACUUUUUGCAAUUUCCAUUUUUUAUUUGUUCUGUAAAAGUGAUUUGACCUUUUUUUUUUUUCCCUUUCUAUCCUUUUGCAGAUGUGAGGUGAAAAUAAGCUAGACUGUUUCAUCUGGGACUCGGAUGUACACAACUUUGUUACAUUCCUGAAUCUUCCACGUAUGGUGCUUUAUUGACGGUUUUGUGUUUUGUUCUCUUGUGCGGAAAGACUGAAAUAAAUAAAUGAAAUAAAAUGGUUCAAAGGACACUCUGUGAGAACAAAGGAACAAUGUACAUUUUGUUUUAAUGUGACAUCAAAGCAAGUAUUGUAGCACUCUAACAGAGAAGAGACGCUUCCCCUGUCCGAAAAAAACAAAACUCGGCAACAAAACAAGAUGGCCGUUGGUUAAAAGGAUAUAUUUAAAAAAAAAAAAGUACUGAAAAUAUAGCAAGUAAAUAGAUGCAUAACGUUCAAGCAAUGGUGCUUUAUGUCAAGAGAUGUGCCUGCUUUUGCUAACGAAGAUGGAUGGCUAUUGACAGACACACGGCACAAAAGAGCCAGGAAUGUAUCAAAUGAACAAGUGUCUACACAGAAGCUACCGGAACAAUACAUCCUUGCUCAGUGGUGUUUAAUGUCUUCAAAAAAAAGGAAAAAAAAAUAUUAAAAAAAACCUGGGAAGCCUUAAGGAGGACUUAUUUUAUUUUUUCAUUUUUACUCCAUAAAGUAAUUAUUGAGCUGUGGGGGUAAUUUAAAUGUGGCUAUGUUGUUUUAGCACUUGUAAAACACCUGCUUUUAAAAUGAGUCAGUUGAUGCAGAGCAUGAGCUGACACAUUUUAAUAGCAGAGACCUUCAUGGUGUUUAUAGAUUUUUUUUUUUUUUUUUCAAUAAAGUACAUUCACUCUUGCUUGUUAAAGAUGUUACAAAGUAUUGUUUUGUGUGUUUUGUAAAAAAAAAAAAGUUGACAUUUUGCUGAAAGAGUUGUUGUCACCAAUGAGGAUAUAUGGGAAUUGGCCUAUUCAAAUAAGAUGUCCAAUUACUAAUAUAAUAAUAUGGCCGCAUGACAAAUUACUCGUGGGGUACUCACUAAACUGGAAAUUGCUGGUAAUUGACAGUGUUAGGUCAAAAUAGCUCAUAUGGAAAAAUAGGUUGUCAGAAUUGUUUCCAAUUUUGUCUACUUUGGCCCAAAAUUAGAAAUUUUCAGCUCAAUUACUAACCGUUCCUAGUUAUACAAAUGACCCUGGAAAGGACCCCAGAUUUCUGUUUGACAUAAUUUGUAAGACUGUCACAAAAAUUAUAAAUUGAAAUUGCAAAUUCAAAAUUUAAAACUUUAGUGUCAUUUUUUGUAACGGAACAUUGAAUAUGUUCUUAAAGUAAAAACGAAAAAUCAUACGUGUAUUUUUACAUAACUGCAAGAGUGAAUUGACUUUAAAUGAAUCUUCCUCGGUCCCUGUUAUCAGAAUUUUUUUUCUUAUCCAAUAGAGAUUUAUCGCAGAGAAAACAUAUACAAAAAAACGCUAUGACUCUAUAGAAUUUUUCCUCUCGUAGGGAGGUAAGCUAAUGAAUUGUAUUCAAAUAAAAACAAAACAAAGGUAUACGUAGUCCUUUUUUUCCUCUACUUUUUGUUUCAACUGUGUCUGCAUAAUUUAAAUAAUUUUAAAUAAAAUAUUGUACAUUAAUAAAUCAUGGGAUAUCUGUACAACGUCAAACUUGUGCCAGUUGCCUAAUAGUGCUAUUUUCUUUUUCUUGCAAUUUUGUUAUGUCAUCAUACACAGUAAACAGUUGCCCAUUGCCAGAACGUGUGAAAUGGACAAUUUAUUCUUGUAAUUGCAUUGUACAAUGUCACAGUAGCAACAAGAGUAUUUGCUACUUGUAUUUCAACAAAUUCUAAAUUCUUUAUUUUUGGUAAAAAAAAAAAAAAUAUGCUUUAUGUGUAUUCAACAGAAAUGUGUUCUUUUUUCUGUAAAGUUGAAGUUUGUAUUUUUAUCUAAAAUUAACAUUUUUAUAUAAUUAAGAAGGCCUGAUAUGUUUUCUUGAACCAAAAAUGCAUCAUGUAGUCAUAUUUUUGUAGAGCCAUGUCCCUAACAUUCACAUAUUUUGAGCUACAGUAAAUAUAUGAGCACAAAGUGUAUGAUAGCUUAUGUUUAACUGCUGUGAUCACAGUCACGAUUGUCUCCUUUUGAAACUUGUUCUUUAUCUUGUGGCCUGAUUCUGAGAAAAAGGAAACACUAGACUUAAAUUAUCGAUAAGUAAUUGUUGCUAAUGUAGCUGGCCUCUAAAUGCCUUUGUGUAUGGCAAAGAAUUUAAGACUAUUUUAGACACCACAUAUGAUUUUCAGUUUUCCUUUAUAGAUAUAUUAAUUCUGGUGAACACCUGGGGAAUGUAUGUAAUUAAAAAAAAAAAAAUUAGCUCUAAUUUUUAUAUAGAUGUUUAGCAUAAUUCCCGAAACUUUACAGCUGCACCAAACAGUAGCUUGUUUUCCUGCAUGCUAACUGAAAAUGGAAAAUAAAUAUUUAUGAAUUUCCUCCUAUAUAGAUGGAUAUACCUAAAUCUUUGUUUUUCAUUCUUAAAUGAUCAGACCUCCUAUCAGAUCUCUCCUCCAUGAGGCCAACUCUUUGCGCAAGAGUUUGUCCAUCAGUUAUACACUUAUCCAUUUGUCUAUGACCAACCUAAACUUGAUAUCAAGGACUUAAUUAUUUAAGAAUUAAUGUCUUAAGUAUUGUUUACCCAGUAUCUACAUAAAUAAAAUAUGUGUUUUGUUCUUUAAUCCCGCAUACCAUACAUUUAACUCUGACAAGUCCCUUUCCUAAAUUUUAGCCAUGGUGACCUGUUCCUGGCUGGAAUACUCAUGUCUACCAAGCACAAAAAGAAGGUAUUUUCCUGUGAGAGUGUAGAACAGAAGUAGGCAACCUUUGGCACUCUAAAUGUUAUGGUCUACCCCUCCCACCCUCCAAUGCUCUUAUGACCUUAUUGCAGGCAAAACAUCACGGGAAACAUAGUCCACAAGAUCUGGUGUGCUGAAGGUCGCCUACCCCUAAUGUAGAAGACAUUUUGGUCAGAACAGAUUUAUUGUAGCAUUCCUGUAUGACUGUGGCACAUCUAACUUUUUUUAAUGUGGGUUAUCUCAAAGUAGAACUCAUCCGUACCCAGUGUGGUAAGCAGGUAUUUAGUGAGCUCUAUCAAAUGUGCGCAGAAGUCUGAGGUAGAGGGGGGACUAUAUUCCUUAGGAUUUUAAGUCAAACAACCAAUAUGCUUUUACAGAAUGUUUGUUUUCUGUAUCUUCAUGCCUAGAUACACUAUAGAGGUGCCUUGAUGAUAACUUGGGAUAUUGCAGUAUUUACAAUUACUGUUAAGAAUGAAGCUAAUUUUAUUUUUAGAGAAAGAGUAGAUGUUCUAUAACCUACUCAGGCUGUGUGCCACCUGUAACAUUUCUAGAAGACAUUUUAGCCGGGUUCCUGUUGAGUGUUAGUUGUUGCAAUUCAAAUUGACAUAUCCUAUACUUAAAAAAAAUAAAAAAAUAAUAAUUAAACCUCAAUAUAUUAAAAUGAAAUGAAGGUGUCAUACAUUUUCAGAGCUGUUUUCUGGAGAGAGAAAUGCAUUUAGUUGUAUAUAAUCCAGAUGAGAGAGACCUUUCCCCACUUUAGUGCAUGAGCAACAUGGAAUUUGUCACACCUAUAUAUUUUCUCAAAAUGCUGCCUCUUUUUUUUAAUCGUUGGUUAAGUAUUUUGCCAUGGAUUGCACUGCUGCUGUUUGAAAGACAUCUUUGAGAAUUGCAGAUAUCUCUGAUGAAGACAGUAUCUGUGUGGCAAAAACUACAAUUCGUUUUAAUUGUGGCUCCAAAAAUGGCAUAUAUUAUAUAUCAUGAAAAUUGAAUACAGAAGGCCACCUGAGCAUCAUGAAUAAUGUAAUUCAUGGACAAUAAUUAAACGUAAAACAUUUCUAGUUCAUUCAUUUUUCCAAAAUUAGCUGUUGAGACUGGCUCCAUAUCUCCAACAAGAUACUGAAAACCUGCAUUGUUGAUUGAAAAUUCCGUAAAGGAACUCAAUGUAUUAAUUCAGCAGCAUCUAUUGCUGAUAUACAUCUCCUAUGAUCCUAUGCUAGCAUUAGCUUUUGUGUGCAGGAUUGUGUACAUCAUAUUUUGGAAAAAGCCAGAGACUUGAUUAUUUUUGCCACAUUAAAUAGGUUUGAGAAAAGGGUAGAUUUCAGUGAAAAGGGAAAGAUCAAAUUUAUUAAAAAAAAACAAAGCUAAAAUACUUCCAACGGCAAAAUAUUUUAUUAUUCAAUAUUUUAAAAUAAAUCAAAUAAAACACAUAAUUACAACUAUGUAUUGUAAUUUUUUUUAAUCAUAAAUAUUUAAUAUGAUGAACAAUGAAGGUUUUCUUUAAAACAGUUUUACAUUUCUUUUGAAUACAUUUUCAACAACUCUUUGUUGUACUGCUUGUGCACCAAAGACAGACACUCUUUUCCCUUCAUUAUAAUAUUUUAUUUGUCGUUCAUUCCCAACUAAGUUAAAUUCUGCUCCAAAACUGGAAGUGCGUGUAUUAAAUUGUUUGUGCUCUUUUGCAAUUAAGUGUACAAUUCAUAAUGUUAUGCACAUGGAUGUAUGUGUCUGCGUACUAGAAACAAAAAGAAAAGCCUGUAAAAAAAGUGUAAUUUAUAUAUUUAUGUUUCUCGGUGGGAUGCCAGUUAUGUUGCUAAAUUUGUUUAUUGCCUACAAGAUAUCUAAUGACAAAAGCUUUGUAUACCCAUUAAAAUGAUGUAGAUGGAAUCUGUGACUUCGGCUUUUGACAUGGAGCCAUAUUUUUGUCCACGCUGUCCGUCUUUAGACCUUGGUCAAGAACACUCUUUGGUCAGAACCUUGCACAUGAGUACCAAAUAUGGAACCUUUGGUUACACAUUAGAUUAGCUAUAUGUACAAGUGAUUCAUUGAAGUGUUGAAGGGAAUCUUGGUUAAUAUGAAGAGUGCUUCAUGAGCAUAAAUAUUACUUUUUCCACAUUGUCACGUGUUGCGAAAGUCAUGCAAGGGGUUUCUCCUUUUCAUGAAUCACUGGUAAGUAAGGCAAAAUAUACAUGUUACAGAAUGCAUCAUAUGGAUUUAAUAUGCCUUCAAAAGA
Molecule: messenger RNA, 42477 nt
Organism: Pelobates cultripes (western spadefoot toad)
Lineage: Eukaryota; Metazoa; Chordata; Amphibia; Anura; Pelobatidae
Source: the annotation of a GenBank genome assembly